GGCUGAUGGGAAGAAAGAAAGCCGGACGCUCACCUCGUACAAGCUUCUUUGUGCGCUCCAGCAAAGCGAGGCAAACGCCCGUCGCCCCGUCCUCGCCAUCAUGCCGACCGUCGCGGUAGACAAGGCGAAUUUUUACAGGGCCCUCGGCCGCGAAUACACCACGCAAGAGUUCGAUGAGCUGUGCUUCCAGUUUGGCAUCGAGCUCGAUGAGGACACCACGGACAAAGUGAAUGCCGCUGCUGGCGAGCGCCCGCAGCUCAAGAUCGACAUCCCCGCGAACCGGUACGACCUGCUCUGCCAUGAGGGCAUCUCGCGUGCGCUGCUCGUCUUCCUCGGUAAGAUGCAGCAGCCGACGCUCAAGCUGCUGCCGCCCGCCAAGGGCGAGAUGCUCGAGAUCCGUGUCACCGCAGACACGAAGCGCAUCAGGCCGUACGUGCAGGGUGCCGUGCUGCGCGGCGUCACAUUCACCCCCGAAAACUACGCUUCCUUCAUCGACCUGCAAGACAAGCUGCACCAGAACCUCGCGCGGCGUAGGACACUCGUAUCGAUGGGCACGCACGACCUCUCCACCAUCCAAGCGCCGUUCACGUACGAAGCGCUGCCGCCCGAGCAGAUCAAGUUCGCGCCGCUCAACAAGACGGAGGAGUACGACGGACACGGCAUUAUGGCGCUCUACGAGACCGACUCGCACCUCCGCUCCUACCUGCCCAUCAUCCGCGACUCGCCCGUCUACCCGGUCAUUUACGACGCCAACCGCGUCGUCUGCUCGCUCCCGCCCAUCAUCAACAGCAACCACAGCAGGAUCACGCUGGACACCAAGGAUGUCAUGAUCGAAAUCACUGCGGUCGAUGAGACCAGGCUGGAGUUUGCCAUGAACGCCCUUGUCGCUAUGUUCAGCGAAUACUGUGCCGAGCCUUUCACCGUGGAGCCGAUGAAGAUCACUUACGCGGACGGGACAACAAAGAUUACUCCGGACCUUUCACCACGCAAGACGACCGCGCACAAGAGCUACAUCAAUAGUUGUACUGGGUUGAACUUGACCGGCGCGCAAAUGUGCGAGCUGCUGCGACGGAUGGGUCACCAGGCGUCCCUCUCCUCCUCCUCGCCGGCGCCCUCCUCUUCUUCUAUGCCGGAUGCGGAUGAGGUCCUGGAUGUGUCGAUCCCGUGCACGCGCCCGGACGUGUUGCAUGAGUGCGACCUGAUGGAGGACGUGGCUGUCGCGUACGGCUUUGACAACCUGCCGACGAGGUUCCCACGCACGAACACGGUCGCAGAGCCGCUGCCGAUUAACAAGCUCAGCGAUAUUCUGCGCAGAGAGUGCGCGUACAAUGGCUGGAUCGAGGUGCUUCCCCUAAUUUUGUGCUCGCACGAUGAAAAUUUUGCCUACAUGAACCAAAAGGACGACGGGCAGACCGCCAUCGUGCUGGAGAACCCCAAGACGGCUGAGUUCCAAGUCGUGCGCACGUCGCUGCUGCCGGGCGUGUUCAAGACGAUCCGUGAGAACCGCAAGCACGCGCUGCCGCUGCGCGUGUUCGAAGUAUCCGACGUCGCGUUCAAGGACACACAGGGGAAGGAUCGGGAGCGCAUGGCGCGCAACGAGAGGCACGUCGUCGCCGUGUACGAGAACAUGAGCGCCAACUUUGAGAUCGUGCACGGCCUGCUGGAUCGACUCAUGAGGGCGCUCGACGUGCCGAGAAUUCAGCGCGGAGAUCAGAAAAGUUCCAAGGGGUAUUACUUGGAGGAGAGCGAGGACACGACCUUCUUCCCUGGCCGAGGAGCUUCGAUUGUCUACCGGCCGCCGCCAAGCACUGUGGCAAGCACAGGCGCCGCGGAGAAGGAGAAUGCAAGCCUCAAGGACAAGGCAGCGAGCGCACUGGAGAAUGUGAAGGAAGCGCUCUCUUCUGCUUUACCUGCUGUUGGAAAGGCCAAGGCGAGCAUGAGCGACGUGGUCAUCGGCAGGAUCGGCGUCGUGCAUCCGGAUGUGCUGCGCAAAUUCGAGAUCGACUUUCCAUGCUCGGCGCUCGAGUUUGACCUCGAGGUUUUCCUGUAG
Messenger RNA from Tilletiaria anomala UBC 951, 2050 nucleotides. Its product is annotated as putative FRS1-phenylalanyl-tRNA synthetase, beta subunit, cytosolic. Gene Ontology annotation, biological process: phenylalanyl-tRNA aminoacylation. The transcript has 6 exons. Bases 101 to 2050 code for a protein of 649 amino acids. The record is from RefSeq and is a predicted model, not a curated record. NCBI's taxonomy places the organism in Eukaryota, Fungi, Basidiomycota, Exobasidiomycetes, Georgefischeriales, Tilletiariaceae. Gene Ontology annotation, cellular component: cytoplasm; phenylalanine-tRNA ligase complex. Gene Ontology annotation, molecular function: phenylalanine-tRNA ligase activity; magnesium ion binding; ATP binding.